AUGGCGUUCGCUGAAAGACUUGCGCCGCCAGGGAAAAUAAAAUUCAACAGCAAGAAUCUCGCUGAAGAUUGGCGUAAAUGGAAAGAGGAGUUCAGUCUCUACGUUUCUCUGACUGUGAAAGAUGAAGAAGCAUCUAAGCUGCAGUUAUUCAAGUACCUGAUAGGGAGUGAUGGUCGAGAAAUCUACAACACUCUGAAAUUCGAGAAAGAGGAGAAGGAUAGAACUCUAAAAAUGGCGCUGGAGGCAUUCGACAAGUACUGCCGUCCAAAGAAAAAUGAAACUGUCGAAAGAUUCAGAUUCAACACUCGCAAACAGGAGGCAGGUGAGACAAUCGAAACUUAUAUCACCGAGUUGAAAACAUUAGCAUCUACUUGCAAUUUUGGUCAAGUUGCAGACUCUCUCAUAAGGGACAGAAUUGUAUGUGGUAUAGUAGACACCAAUCUUAGGGAGAGACUUUUAAGAACACCCGAUCUCAGUUUAGACAAAUGUGUAGACAUGUGUAGGGCUGCGGAAAUCACAAAACAGGGCAUCAGUGUGCUAGACGGAAGUAGCACUCUCACUCCAGUUAUUAAUAAAAUAAACAAACAGAGUACCCGUAAACCUGACAACAACAAAAAACAGACUAGUGAGAAACAAAAACAUAAACAGUGCAAAUUCUGUGGCAAGUAUCAUGAACUAAAGAAAGAAAAAUGCCCCGCAUACGGACAAACUUGCAGAAAGUGCCAUAAACUCAACCAUUUCGAAAAUAAGUGCUCAUCAUACACUAAACAUGGGCCCACAAAGAUCACGAAGAAGAAAGUUCAUGCAGUAGACUUUGGCGAAAGCUCCGACUCAGAUGAUUAUUACCAGUCGAACUCUGUCACUAACUUAGACGAAGUCGCAUCUGUGAACUCUUUGAACUCCAAAAUAGCACAGGCAACCAUGCUAAUCCAAGGACAGAAAGUCAGAUUUCAGCUUGACACAGGAGCUACUUGUAACAUUCUACCUAUAAACCAUUUGCAUCAUGUUCCUCCUCUGCGCCCAACCAACUAUAAGCUUCGCAUGUACAAUGGCACAACGAUUAAGCCCCUUGGAAAACUUGCGCUAUCAGUGACCAACCCCAGAAACCAGAUCACUCAGGAAGCUGAUUUCGUUAUCAUCAAAGACAACUGUACGCCUCUACUAGGUAAUGAUACACUUCAGGAUAUGGAACUACUACAAUGGAAUAGUGAGAACAUUCUAGCCAUUUCCAACUAUUCACCUAUCACCAAAGAGCAGUUGCUCACCGAGUACAAGGACGUGUUUGAAGGCAUUGGACGUUUGGAAGGAGACUAUCAUCUUGUUGUUGACAAGUCCAUUCCUCCAGUUGUACACCCUCCACGGAGAGUUCCUCUAGCUCUUAAAGCACAGCUGAAAGAUGAACUUGAUCGUCUAGAGAAUCUGAACAUUAUCGCUCAAGUGAGUGAACCUACACCAUGGGUUUCUAGUUGCCUCAUGGUUGUCAAGCCGAAUAAACUGCGGAUAUGUAUUGACCCAAAAGACUUAAAUAAAGCUCUGAAGCGUAGUUAUUAUCCGCUACCUACUAUUGAGGAAGUUCUUCCACAGUUAACCAAGGCCAAAGUUUUCAGUAUCCUUGAUGCCAAGAAUGGGUUCUGGCAUGUCCAGAUGGAUCAUGAAAGUUCACUGUUAACUACAUUCAAUACGCCCUUCGGACGCUAUCGCUGGCUGAGAAUGCCCUUUGGCCUGUCUACAGCCCCUGAAGAAUACCAGAGGAGACAAGACCAAGCUGUUGAGGGAUUGACGGGUAUACAUAGUGUAGCAGACGACAUCCUUGUAUAUGGGGAAGGAGAAACAGAGGAAGAAGCUAUUGUUGACCACGACCUAAAAUUACGAGCUUUGAUGAACCGGUGUCGAGAACGUGGACUCGUUCUAAACAAAGACAAACUUCGAUUACGACAGAAGGAAGUGCGAUUCAUUGGACACCUUGUUACAUCAGAAGGUCUGAAACCUGACCCUGAAAAGGUGAAAGCAGUUAAAGAGAUGCCGAAUCCUGAUGAUGUUGCUGGUGUAAGGAGAUUUCUUGGAUUUGUGAACUAUCUUAGCAAAUUCUUGCCAUCCCUAAGUGAUUUGUGUGAGCCACUUAGGAAACUUACGCUCAAAGACGCUGAAUGGAGCUGGCAUGAGGUCCAUGACAAGGCUGUGUCAGACAUAAAACAGCUAGUCAUUUCUGAACCAGUGCUUAGUUACUUUGAUCCUAACAAAAGCUUAACUCUUCAGUGUGAUGCCUCAGAAACUGGACUGGGAGCCACAAUCUUACAGGAAGGAAAGCCUGUUGCUUUUGCAAGUCGUGCAUUGACUGACACAGAGACUCGGUAUGCACAGAUCGAAAAAGAGUUAUUGGCAGUGGUAUUUGGACUUGAAAAAUUCCACCAAUACACAUAUGGACGUGAUGUGACUGUUCAGAGUGACCACAAGCCCUUGGAGAUUAUCCUUAGAAAACCACUUCACAUUGCACCUAAACGACUUCAGAGGAUGCUAUUGCGUUUGCAAAAGUACACUAUACACUUGGCAUAUCAUCCUGGGAAAGAAAUGUACCUAGCUGACACUUUGAGCAGGGCAUACCUAAGAAACAACGACCAGACUGGCACACUUGAAGAGGAAACAAUACAUCUGGCACGAUUUCUCCCUGUGAUCAAAGACAGACUUCAGGAACUGAGACAAGAAACUCGGGAAGACAAAACACUAGUAGAGCUGACCAAAGUUAUUCUCUCAGGAUGGCCAGAAAUCUCUGCGUGUGUUUCAGCUCCCCUACAGCCAUACUUCAACAUUCGUGACGAGUUGACAGUACAAGACGGCAUUGUAUUUAAAGGAGAGCGCAUUCUUAUCCCAGAGUCUAUGAAAAUGGACAUGUUGCGCCGUAUUCACUCAUCUCAUAUUGGAGUUGAAGGAAGUCUCAGGAGAGCUCGUGAAAAUUUGUUCUGGCUUGGUAUGACCAAAGAUGUGAAAGACUUUGUGACUAAGUGUGAUACCUGUCGUUCUCUUGAUGACAAACAGAGGAAAGAGACCCUCGUAAGUCAUGAUGUACCCACACGUCCAUGGGCCAAAGUAGCUAGUGACCUAUUUAGCUACAAUUCGAAGGAGUACCUUGUGACUGUUGAUUAUUUCUCUAACUUUUGGGAGGUUGACUAUCUUCGCAACACUAAGUCGAAGACUGUAAUUCAGAAACUGAAGGCAUUGUUUGCACGCUAUGGAAUUCCAGACACCCUUGUAUCUGACAAUGGGCCCCAGUUUGCCUCUACUGAGUUCCAACAGUUCGCCAAGGAAUGGGAAUUCAGUCAUGUGACUAGCUCACCGAAGUACCCCCAGAGUAAUGGAAAAGCUGAGCAAGCUGUCAAAAUGGCCAAAAGAUUGCUGAAACGAGCCUUGAAAUCUCAGUCUGAUCCUUAUCUCUCUCUGCUAGAUUUUCGUAACACACCUACUCAAGGAAUGGAUACCAGUCCAGCUCAGCGUUUGAUGAGUCGACGCACAAAGACACUCUUGCCUACAAAGGAGACCCUCCUAGUUCCGGAAGUUUAUCCGUUGAAAUCUCAGGAGAAGCAAUUAACCUCUCUGAAGCGAAGACAAGCUUUGUACUAUAAUCGAGGAGCAAGAGAUCUACGACCACUGGAUAUUGGAGAAAAGGUGCGUAUAGCGCCACCAGAAACAUUAGGACAUACUGACAACGAAUGGAGAAAAGGAACUGUGAAACAUUCACUAGGAAACAGAUCGUAUGAAAUUGAAUCUAAUGGACAGACAUACCGUAGGAAUCGUCGUGACCUCCGUCCAAGUCAACAUGCUGACACAGACGCUCACAUACAUGAGGACAUUGAUGACAAACCCGUCCAGGAACAACCUAUCAAGGACGCAUUAACUGGACAAACAUCUGUGAAUCCAACCUCAAAACCUACCAGUGCACCCCAGAGUGAUACUGCACCUCCACUUACCACAAGAUCAGGUCGAAUCAUUAAGGAACCAUCUCGAUUCAAGGACUAUGUGAAUUAG
Messenger RNA from Saccostrea cuccullata (small rock oyster), 4020 nucleotides. RefSeq lists its product as uncharacterized. Gene Ontology annotation, molecular function: nucleic acid binding. The transcript has a single exon. Bases 1 to 4020 code for a protein of 1339 amino acids. The record is from RefSeq and is a predicted model, not a curated record. NCBI's taxonomy places the organism in Eukaryota, Metazoa, Mollusca, Bivalvia, Ostreida, Ostreidae. Gene Ontology annotation, biological process: DNA integration.